Molecule: messenger RNA, 894 nt
Organism: Homarus americanus (American lobster)
Lineage: Eukaryota; Metazoa; Arthropoda; Malacostraca; Decapoda; Nephropidae
Product: vegetative cell wall protein gp1-like
Exons: 2
Coding region: 1-894 (297 amino acids)
Source: RefSeq, a predicted model, not a curated record
AUGAGUCUAAGAGACCCUCCAACUCUGGGCCCCCGGUGGAGUGAGGCAGGUGGUGGUCCGUGUCUUCGUCAGUCUCAGUCAGCUGAAAUACCAUUUGGUUCCUUUACUCACAUCACCAGUACUCCCGGCACACCAGUUCCCAGUACACCAGUUCCCAGCACACCAGUUCCCAGCACACCAGUUCCCAGUACACCAGUUCCCAGCACACCAGUUCCCAGCACACCAGUUCCCCAGCACACCAGUUCCCAGCACACCAGUUCCUCAGCACACCAGUUCCCAGCACACCAGUUCCCAACACCAGUUCCCAGCACAGUUCCCAGUACACCAGUUCCCUGUACACCAGUUCCCAGUACACCAGUUCCCCAGCACCAGUUCCCAGUACACCAGUUCCCAGCACACCAGUUCCCAGCACACCAGUUCCCAGUACACCAGUUCCUGUACACCAGUUCCCACACACACCAGUUCCCAGUACACCAGUUCCCAGCACACCAGUUCCUGUACACCAGUUCCCCCACACCAGUUCCCAGCACACCAGUUCCCAGCACACCAGUUCCCCCAGCACACCAGUUCCCAGCACACCAGCUCCCAGCACGCCAGAUCCCAGCACACCAGUUCCCAGCACACCAGUUCCCAGCACAUAGAUCCCAGCACACCAGUUCCUGUACACCAGUUCCCAGCACACCAGUUCCCAGCACACCAGUUCCCAGCACACCAGUUCCCAGCACCAGUUCCCAGCACACCAGUUCCCUGUACACCAGUUCCCAGCACACCAGUUCCCAGCACACCAGUUCCCAGCACCAGUUCCCAGCACAGUUCCCAGCACACCAGUUCCCAGCACACCAGUUCCCAGCACACCAGUUCCCAGCACCCCGGGCCACCACUAACCCUUCCUAG